Schizophyllum commune H4-8 is the source of this 2396-nucleotide messenger RNA. RefSeq lists its product as uncharacterized. NCBI's taxonomy places the organism in Eukaryota, Fungi, Basidiomycota, Agaricomycetes, Agaricales, Schizophyllaceae. The coding region runs from base 1 to 2220 and encodes 739 amino acids. The transcript has 10 exons. The record is from RefSeq and is a predicted model, not a curated record.
AUGGCGCGAGCGAGAACCGAAGGCUUGGAUUGCAUCGCUAAAGGCGUAUAUCCGAUAUGUGUUAAAACGGUGGAGUUGGAUGUGGACGACGUGGAGGAGGACAAGUCCGUCGUCGCGUUCAAGCGGUUGCCUGCGGCCUACCGGCCCGAACGUGCCUCCACCUCCCUCUUGCCUCUAACCGCCACUCACGUUGCCGACGACACCAUGCCCCACCACUCCAAGCAUGGCACGCCCCAGCUGCCUGUCCCCGAAAUGCGCUUCGAGCAGAAAUACCUCUCCUCGAUAGCGCCCUACAUUCACACCGAAUACAAGCCUGUCGCCGAGCGAGAAACGUCUCUUUCCGAGGAAGAACACCUUGGCGGCGCGUACGAGAAGGUCGAAGUUCGGGAGAAGCAGCGCCAGCUAGUCAAAGAGACACGAGUGCAGUGGGGGCGCGUGAUACUGCGCACGACGUUCGACCAGGUCGUCAGUCCGAUGCUGCAGGGUCUGGUGUUGGCUGUUCUGGGUCACUGGAUAACACCGGUCUUGCAAGGCGUCCGGUCAGGCGUGAAGACGCGCGUGUCGAAUGUGGAAGGGUCUUUCUCCCGAGGGUUGAGAUCCCGGCUCAGGCUACAUCUUCGUCUCCUGACCCUCAUCUCCGCCUCUAUCAACAGCUCCACUACAUGCGAUACCGCCUCUUCUACCUGCAUCCCUGUCCGUGCCGACGUCUCGAAGAGCGUACAAUCGAACGCAUUCGCCAUGAAUAGCGCCUCUUCUCUCGCAACCACCCGCUCCGUCGCGUCGCACUGGGUCGCCACCAAGACGUAUGGGUGCGCUACCUUCACUCGCUUGAGAACCUUGCAGUGGGCUAUCAGGUCCUCGAAGCUAUGUCGCAUCCGGACCGAGUACAUCAAGAUGUAUGCGUCGCAAGCUCUGUGGACGUCGCGGGGUCAGCUGGCGAAGAUGUGGAAGAGAGGAAAGAGGGUGUCGUGGAUCACCACAUUAAUGGGGCCAAACUUUGUCUUGGCUGUCGUUAAGUAUCGUACAGGAAUAUACACCGUGGCUGCUCAGCACAAAAAUUACCGCGAGAAACGCGUCACAUACGCGCUGUCCGAACGCUGUCUUGCCCGCCCCAUAGUCCCCCAUGAGCAGGACCUUUCUCGCCGCGUCGUCCUCAAUCAGUCUGUUUGGCGUCAAGUGCAUGAGAAGUGUGGAACACCAGGAUCAGCCUCGAUGUGGAAGAGGCAAUCAGAAGGUUCAUGUCCCUUCAAUGCCGGCAAACGCCGCGAAGAUUCGCCUCCGCAUCGAUCAUCCCACGCCCCUCAAUCAUUCCCUCUUCCCACACUCAUGCAACGAAAUCGCCGCCACACCGUCUACGACCUCACCGCCCUCAAUCUCCACGAGGAUGGCUCCCGGCUCGACCUUGACGGUCAUCUGACGUCGCGGAGGGCGUUUGCGCAGCAGAGUCGGGCGGUGAGGGAUGCGCGGGGGAAUGUUAUCUCGCGGAGUCUUCCUGUGGUGCCGAGGGUGAGGCGGGCCAGGGCUGAGGAAGGGGAGGGGGAGGAAAUUGAGCUGGAUGGGGAGGCAACUCGACCAGCGGAUGAUGGUGAAGAACCUAUUGCUGGCCCUUUGAGGAAACGGAGACGGUUAAACCAACUUGAGGACCCAAAUUUGGGUCCCAACACCAGCGAUCUUGACCUUCCUUCCGGAGAUCUCCUCAAAUGCAUUCACCACUUCGCCAGCAGAUACUACACAGAGCGCGGCAUGCUGCUCAACGCCUCAAAAGACUACCGGCGCGAGCGGAAGGAACGCAGGCAGAAUGCGACACGUCAAGCAACCCGUACGCCAGAGGAAGAUGAAGGCGAGCCUGCGUUGGAAGAGCAAGGCGAAGAAGAACAUCCAGCCGUGGACGAACAUGAAGUUGACGAGGAGGGCACAAAUGCAUCUGCGCCACCGCCGCCAACGAAGCGGAGAAAAAGAGGCAAGGCAUACGCAGAGUCGAGCAAGCUUACGCGGGAUAUGUAUAAGGUCAUGGAUGGUUCUGCGUUGAUGGCGCUCGGCCUUCUAUUGCAAGAGCACAUUGCGCAAACGAUGGGUCUCAGCGCGUCUGCCAACUCACACGAUGCAGUGCCCAAAGCCGAGGAGACGGACGACUGGGAGGACGACAUGGCCAAAGUCGAGGAUGUUGCAGUAGAGGCGCCAGAGUCACCGCAGCCUGAACAAAGCGACCAGCUUUCCUAGCUACGCCCUUUAUCGUAAUUCUGUCAAAGAUACGUCACGCAAUCGUGGGGAGGCGAAUCAUUUUCGUGAGAUUGAAGCGUAGGAUAUCGUAUAUAUUACAACAGUGCGAUCGUAGUGCGUUGUCACUGUCAGCUGCAUCGACCGCAAGACACCGUGCGGUACCGUAAUUCGUACAA